Symbiodinium natans is the source of this 1209-nucleotide messenger RNA. Lineage: Eukaryota; Dinophyceae; Suessiales; Symbiodiniaceae. The record is from the annotation of a GenBank genome assembly.
AUGAGCCUCCUUGCUUGGUGCUUGCUCUCGGCGGCUUGGGCGUCUUCGGCGGCGGCGGCUUCGCCUGUCCUCGCGGUGUUCGGCCACAAGGUCCCGGACACGGACUCUGUGACAGCGGCCCUGGUUUAUGCCUGGGAGCUGAAUGCCCGCAACAUCUCUGCAACGGCCUAUCGCCUCGGUGAGCUGAAUCCAGAGACAGACUUUGUGCUCAAGCACCUUGGUGUAACGGUGCCCCCACUUUUGGCCGACGUCUCGGGGAAGGGGCCACUUAGCAUGCACAAGCGAGAAGAGGACACCGUGGCUGUGGUGGACACAAACAGCCCGCAAGAGCUCCCAGAGGUAGCUGGGUGUCGUGACCAUUCGGUGCUGUGCGGCUACGGCCAGAAGCUAUGCGUACCCUUGGACCAGGGCAUCCUGAACGCCAGCAUCCACUCCAUCGUAGACCACCACAAGCUUUGUGGGCUCAUCAACGCAGAACCUUUGGAGGCAAAGGCUCUUAGUUUUCUUCAAAGGGGGCAAGACGGCACCAGGAAACCUGCUCAGGUGGACAUGCGGCCCCUGUGCUCUGCCACAAGUAUCCUUUACGCGCGAGCCAAGUAUAUUGGCUUGUCCCCGCCGAAGGAGGUGGCGGGCUUGAUGCUUGCAGGAAUUCUGUCGGACUCCUUGGAGUUUCGAUCGCCGACGACCACCGAGCUCGACAAGACCCACGCCGCUGAGCUGGGCAAGCUCGCCGGCCUCGAUGUUCACGACUUCGCCGAGGGGAUGCUGGAGGCGAAGGCCAACGUGGACCACUUGAGCCCGUCAGAGCUGAUAAUGAUGGACACGAAGAUUUUCACGAUCGGAGGAAAGAAGCUUCGGGUGUCGGUCAUGGAGACGACCAAGGCCUCUGGACCACUGGCAAAGAAGGGAUCGGCAGUUUUCUUGCUUCUGCUCCUGUGCAGCGUCGUCAAGACAAGGCUGGUAGCUGCCAUGAAAAAGUUGACUGUGGACGAGAAGCUGGACGAUGUGCUGUUCUUCGCAGCCUGGCAGGUGAUCGACAUACUCAAGGAAGCCGCCACGUUCAUCUCCUCCUCUCCUACAGCUACCAAGCUGGUGGAGAAAGCCUGGGGCGUGAAAGUGGAUGCGGAGGGCCAGGUGGUCCUUCCGAACGUCCUGUCACGCAAGAAGCAGAUCAUUCCGAAACUGGAGGCAGCUGCCAAGGAGGCCUGA